AUGAAGUUCGACGGCUUCGUCUCCUCCUUCGUCGUCCUCCUUUCCCUGACCUGUUCCGCCGAAGCAGGCUUCAUCGUGGGCAUUGUCGUCGACGUCGUCGCUGUGGUCUCCGAAGUUGCAGCGGAAGCGGUAGCAGGAAGUGUGAUCGCCGAAUCGUGUGGCAUCGCGGCCAGCUCAUGCUGGUAUGGUGAAUACGUGAUUGUGAAUGGAGCGCUCUACGCUGGAUCGAACUGGGCCGCUGCUGCGGCAGUCGGUACAGGUGCGGCCGCAGGCGGUGUUGUCGGUGAUGUCAAGGCAGGCAACAAAGGAGACGAGAGCGCAACCCUGGUCACUGGCGCCUCCGCGUCCUCAAUCAUGUCCUCGAUCGAAAGCGUGAGCAAGGCCUCUCAGGCGUCCGUCGAUGCGGCAUCCAAAGCGUCGGCCUCAGCGGCAUCCGUGGCAUCGGUGCAUUCCGCGUCGGUACACUCAGCCUACAUGAAGACAUUGUCCAGCGUGAGGUCGGUCCAAUCAGUCAUGAGAUCGCGCGCAUCAGUCGUGAGUUCGCUCUCGCAGUGGUUGGCAAGCGGGACAGUGGCGUUGACAUGGACCCCACCUACCGGGACGGGAGCAAUUUGCACCGCCCCACCUCCUCCAGGCAGUCCUGUCAAGACUCUUCCCAACGGUCAGCGUGUUCCUGAGACCCCUCCUGGCGUGCCCGAGUACAACUUCAGGAUGUGUCAGAACGACAUCAUAAAGAUGGGCCAGGCGAAGCCGCCUGGAACUCUCACGGUUGAGAAUACAGCUGGUGGCAAGAACCUCAGAAUAAACAGUAUCCCACCGACUUGCAUGGCGCUCUCGGGGGCGCUGGUCGGCGAUCCGAAGCUUGGGCCGCAUCCGUUUGCCGCGGGGAGUGCUAGCUUGGAGUGGGCGGAUGUGAAGCCGGAGUUCAUUCAAUUGGUGAGGAUGGCUUUGGGGAUGCCAUUGUUGUAA
This is a messenger RNA of Cyphellophora attinorum, 969 nucleotides long. RefSeq lists its product as uncharacterized. The record is from RefSeq and is a predicted model, not a curated record. Bases 1 to 969 code for a protein of 322 amino acids. NCBI's taxonomy places the organism in Eukaryota, Fungi, Ascomycota, Eurotiomycetes, Chaetothyriales, Cyphellophoraceae. The transcript has 4 exons.